Messenger RNA from Dracunculus medinensis (Guinea worm), 786 nucleotides. The record is from the annotation of a GenBank genome assembly. NCBI's taxonomy places the organism in Eukaryota, Metazoa, Nematoda, Chromadorea, Rhabditida, Dracunculidae.
AUGGCACGUAGGAACAGUGGACGUGGAUCAACAAGAACGGGAUUAAAUGCAGUUGCGAAUGCUUUAGGUAUUUCUCGAAAUGACUUAAACAGCAUGUCGGCAUCAGUUCAUGAAGUUCCGCAGACUUUUCCACCUUUAUCAAAAACACUGAUACCACUCGAGAUAUUCGAUUCAGUUCAAUAUGAAAUAGAUUUAAAAUUAGAAUUGGCGACAAGAUUUCGCGAAUCAUCAUUUUAUUUGGAAAGGAAAAAUGACAAAGUCGGGGACAUACGGCGUUAUACUGAUAAAUAUCGAAAAAUUGCUAUAGAAAAAUUCAAACCUGAUUGGUCAAGACUCCCCAGUGAACUUCGUUGGGAAAAAAAGAAUUUGUCUGAAAAACCACCAAAAAAAAGAGUGAAAAUGAUCGACGAAGGAACAAAUGAAGUAUUGGCAAAUUUGGAUAAAAUUGAUGAUUUCGAUGAAGGAAGUAGCGAUGAUGAAAGUGAAGAUGAUGCCGAUAAAGAUAGUAAAGAAGUGCGAUUAGAUAUGGAUCAAAAUUUUUGGUGGAGAAUGCUAUAUACUAGUUCUUUACUCGAAGAAAUAUUUAUUCUUUCCGAUUUCAAUAAUUUUUUUUCAACGAAAUUAGCCGAUAAUCAUUCACGUAAUUUCGAUAUUUCGAUAUUUUUGCAGAAAUAUGAUGAAAAUGAAGAGGGUAUGCCGUCAGAUGAAGAAGGUGAUGAUGAUAAUGACUAUACUUAUUCUUACUUUGAUAAUGGUGAAAGUUAUUUGUCCGAUGAUGCCAUAUAA